Caenorhabditis remanei is the source of this 1197-nucleotide messenger RNA. RefSeq lists its product as uncharacterized. The record is from RefSeq and is a predicted model, not a curated record. Bases 1 to 1197 code for a protein of 398 amino acids. The transcript has 4 exons. NCBI's taxonomy places the organism in Eukaryota, Metazoa, Nematoda, Chromadorea, Rhabditida, Rhabditidae.
AUGGGAGCAGAAAAUUCGAAACGAAAGGAUCUCAAAAAUAUCACUGAUGAAGAGUACAAAAAGUUUAUGGAAAACUGGAAAAAGGCGACGAAUGGGAAGGAUAAAAUGACUAGGGAACAGUUUGUGCCAACAUUCCCAAUAUUCGGCGAGGGCUCCGCUCAGUGCUACUAUCGAUUGGUGAACGACGAGCCGUCGGGUCUUCUGCCUUCGAAGUCACUUUUGAGAAUUAUUGAUGGAGGAUUGGGACACUUUGAUACACUCGCGAAUUCAUUGAUUCUCUGUUUUGGAAAAGAGAAAGAUGUGUUGAUGCGAGCCGUCGUAAAAAUCUUCUGCGAAGCCAACAAAUUCACCCGAGAAGACCAAGUACGUCUCUACGAUUAUUUUGAGACGGAAAACACGAAACCAAUUGAAGAACUUGAUCACUUCUUCUCCACCUGCCCUCUGUUCCCAUAUACUGGCUCAUUCAUCUACCAAAGACUCGUCGAACGUCCCGGCGACUCGAAAAUGCCGACAUUGAACGAGAAGUCACAAUUGAUGGGCAAUGUCGAUCAGCUGGUUUUGAAUUCUCAUUUGCCAUUCGAUCGCCGCAAGAAUUGGACACUUUUGUACUCGAACGCGAAACACGGCCAUAGUUUCUCUCAACUUGUUAAAAAUAUCAAUGGACAGGGGCCCUGUUUCAUUGUGAUGAGAUCUAUGAGGGGCCGGAGAUUCGGAUUCUUUGCUUCUCAUGGAUUCCUGGCGGGACCACAGUAUCGGGGCUCUGCUGAGUGCUUCUUGUUCCAGUUGGCACCGAAAAUUGGGACGUUUAGUGCCACUGGGAGGACGGAUAAUUAUGUGUAUUUGAAUUAUCAGCAGCAGCAAAUGCCUAAUGGAUUGGGAAUCGGUGGAUACGAUAACGUGUGGCCGUUCUUCAUUCACGAGACAUUCGACGGUGGUCUCUCUCAAAAGAACUCGUCAGCUUUCGAACCGUGUUAUCUCGCCGAUGAGGAACACUUCCAAAUCAAGAAUAUCGAGGCGUGGCGUCCGGGAGAGAAGCCGCAGAAGACGUUCGAAGAGAUGAUGGUCGAAGCGGAGAGGGAUCCGGAGAGAUCGAUUAUCGAUAAGGAUCCAGAAGCGAGGGCGGUGAUGGAGAUGGCGGGGAAGACGAUGCAUUCGGAUGCAUAUCGAGAGAAGAAGCCGAUGUUGGAUGAGAAGUGA